AUGCCUGGCAUACUGCCCAUGAAAGUGAUCAAAGUCGGCACCAGCUCGCAGAGUCGGAUUGCUCAGGCCUGCGAUCGGUGUCGGAGUAAAAAGAUUCGCUGUGAUGGCAUCCGCCCGACUUGUUCGCAAUGUGCCAAUGUCGGGUUCGAGUGCCGCACCAGCGACAAGUUGAGCCGGCGCGCAUUUCCGCGCGGCUACACAGAGUCCCUUGAGGAGAGGGUGAGAGCCUUGGAAAGUGAAGUCAGAGAGCUCAAGGAUCUUUUGGACGAAAAGGAUGAGAAAAUCGACAUGCUGUCCAAGAUGCACAGUCACCACCACAUUCGUCGGAUCUCACAUUCGCCUGCCACGAGCCCGGCGGCUUCGGUAGCGCGGGAAUCCGCAAGGGAACCUUCGCCGGCUAAGGAGGACACAUUCCGUGUUCAAGCGUCGCCGUUGUUGCUAGGAGUCGAGAACUCGGACUCAUAUUUCAUGGGACCCUCCAGUGGUCGCUCAUUCAUAGAGGCUUUCAAGCGCAAGAUUCAGGAGAAUGGAAAGGCUUGCUCCGACUUCAACCCGGAGGCCUUCCUACAUAUUCAAGGAUGCUAUCCCUUGGUCACACAAACCCCCUCCUCCUCGAUAAAGAUUCCCCCACGGCUCUUUUCCGACAGGUGUGUCAACAUUUACUUCCAGGAGUGGGCACCACUAUUUCCAGUACUGCACAAGCCGACGUUCCUGCAUGUCUACGAGGAGUUUGUUGCCGACGCAGACAAAUUGAAGAGCCACCACAAGAUCGCUCAACUCUAUCUGGUAUUCAGCAUUGCCGCACUAUCGAGCGACUUGCCAGACACGGAGCAGAUCGCCGCCUGCGAAGUGCAGUGGCAAAAGGCACUAGACGCCAUCCUCAUGGAAAACACCAUGAAUACUCUCCAAUGUUUGAUCCUUGCUUUGAUGUAUUGCACUAUCCGUGCAGACUAUAAACGCUUGAUUCACUACAAGGGCGUUGCCAUAGCUCUAUCGCACCGUCUAGGCCUUCACCAGAGCCAGAAGCGAUUCUCGUUUGGCGCCUUGACGAUUGAGACGAGGAAGAAGGUGUUUUGGACCUUGUAUACGCUGGACUGUUUCUCGGCUGCAAUGCUUGGUCUCCCCAAGGUGCUGAAAGAGGAAGAUAUUCAUGCCGAGUACCCUUCAGACUGUGACGAUGAGUAUGUGACUGAGAAGGGCUUCCAGCCGACUUUGCCUGGUGAAUACACAAGGUUGUCGAGUGCACUGGCGCUAUUCAAGGUAUCCCGCAUCCUUGCCAAGGUCCUCGAAAAGAACUAUCCCGCCGCCACAUCCUACGACCUGUCACUACAGCAGAUUUCGAUGCUGGAUUCAGAACUCUCAGAGUGGAGCGAGAACCUGCCUACCCAUCUGAAGUUGACCUUUGCUCAAGACAAGCCUUCGACAGAUGUCACAGGCAGUCGCUCGCCUGUUUUGGCAUUGGCGCUCUAUUACAUUCGCACAUUGAUACAUCGUCCAGCCGUUGGCUCAAGCCUGGGCCCCAAGGCUGCACCAUCACUCAUCGCGCUUGGCGAGUCCAGCAAGCACAUGAUUCAGAUCGUUCAACUGCUGGAGGAGCGAAGCAUGUCAUUCUCCUUCUGCUUGAACAAGACGGAUGUGUUAAUGUUAUGCUCCAUGACACUCCUAUACCAGACACUCGACCUCAAGCACGAAAGCAAGCUUGUGAAAGAUGCGGAGCGAUUGGUCAAUGGCGUCCUCAAGGGACUGAUCAAGUCCAAGGCCCCGGGAUCGGCCAACUUACAACGUGUGGCCUCGUUGCUCAUCACUGUAGACGCGCCGAUGUCGCCACCUUCCGCUCGUGGCAGCCCAGAGUCUGUUGCAUCUACGGCACAAUCUUUGCGAGCCUCACUUCAGCAGGUCAACCUUUCCAGAAACAAGCCUCUCUACUCGCUCGGGCGCAAUUCGAUUGCUAGUGUAAGCGAAACCGAUUUGCUGUCUCAGCAGGAAAAGCUACGCCGCAUGACCGCACCACAGUCUACCAUGGUCCGCCCCGAGCUCUAUCGAUCACAAUCACGCGCUUCCUUUGAUGAUGCCUCGACGCCACGGCCGCAUGAGCACCGGCAGCACAGGUUCUCCUUGUCCCAGAUUCAGCAAAGUAUGAUGAGAAUGUCCUCGGCACAUAAGAAACGGACAAACCUCGACUACCUGUCGCUGAGCAACACACCGGCCACGACGGUGCCACCGUCUCCAAUCCAGUCUAGGACUGCCGUUCCACAACCACAAUUACAAGCAAAAACUCAGCAAGCACAAUCACCAGUCUAUCCAUCGUCUUCGAUAGCACCGCCCAAGGGCACUUCAUCGAAUGGAAUGUCGAAUUCCGAAUGGGAGUCCUUACUGGGCGCUCUGGACGGUGGACAGGCUAACCUGUACGAUGCCAUUUAUGGCGGUCCGGCACUCUCACUUGAGACACCACCACCAGUCCAUACGAAUUUUCCAGACUGGUCGCCGGACUCGUGGAAUUUGUCCGGCUUCAACCUAGGUGACGUGAACUCAAGCGCGCCGCCACCGCAAAGCGUACUCAGUUUCAGUGACGAGAGUCUCAGUUCCGGCGAUGAAUUGCCUGCCAGCGAUGUCUAUUUCAACAUGAAUGACGACUACCGCGGCAGCCUACUCCAUCCCAAUCGACCUUCUACGGACGGGUUGAUACUCAUAGACGGACUACCUUUGGAUUUAGGUCUUUGA
This is a messenger RNA of Pestalotiopsis fici W106-1, 2721 nucleotides long. Its product is annotated as Transcriptional activator protein acu-15. Gene Ontology annotation, molecular function: zinc ion binding; DNA-binding transcription factor activity, RNA polymerase II-specific; DNA binding. The transcript has 5 exons. Gene Ontology annotation, biological process: regulation of DNA-templated transcription; DNA-templated transcription. Bases 1 to 2721 code for a protein of 906 amino acids. Lineage: Eukaryota; Fungi; Ascomycota; Sordariomycetes; Amphisphaeriales; Sporocadaceae. The record is from RefSeq and is a predicted model, not a curated record.